AUGGAGAAACAAAGAACACUUUUCCAUUCUCUCAUAAAGCAUUAUCUGCCACUGUCCCUGCCACUGCCAAUUUUACUGACACCUCCACAUGAACAUGAACAUGAACAGAAAUAUCAACAAGAGCAUCAAAAAGAUGAAGAAAUGGGUUCACUGAAAUCGAGGGCAAAGACAUCACCUUCGGCUUCUCCUUACGACAUUGGUGGUAACUCUCCGCCAACAACCAAGGAACCUCUUUCCCUUAAGUUCAUUCAUAAGCCAAGUCGUUCUAAGGAAUUGUUUGAGAAGGCGCAGGAUCCUACUAAGGCCAACUCUCAGUUGAAUAGUAAGCAUGCAUUUGAUUUGCUGCUGCUGCUGCAAUACACUGAAACUGAUGAGAUUAAUACCGAAGAUGACUCGGAGUGUGCCUUAGUGGAAUCCGCGUCAACCGUAGAAUAUGAGAACCCUGAGGAACAUCAUAGACUUAUCCGCAAGAAAUCUGGGGAAGUAUUGAAGCCAUUGCUAAAGGAUACAUCCACUUACUCAUAUUUUAAUAAAAAGAGAACUCAAUCGCUCCCAACCACACCUACUUAUAAGCAGGUUCAUUUUGGUACUGGUAACGAUGUUCGUUAUUUUAAGAAGAAAGACCGGCCAGCCGCUAUUUCUGCAUCUAAUUCUCCAAUGUUAGAAGGUAGCAUGAAAAUUAAUGGUGCUGAGGGUGAUGAAAGUUAUGACGAUGAAGAUGAUAGCCCUUAUGAGUCAGAUUUGGAUUUGGAUUCUGAUUUGCACAUGGAUCUUGAUAAGCAUGGAUCAACAGUAGUUAAAAGACUAAACUCUGUUGACUGGCAUUUGAAAUUGCCCAAUUUCCCUGAAUUGUCGUAUGACGCCAAAAUUUUUGAAAAUAAAAGUAUCGUGUUCCUUGAAAGAUUAUUUAUUAGUAUAGACAAGAAAUUUCUUCUUGGGCAUGUGGCGGUGAAAAACUUGGCUUUUGAAAAGUCCAUUUUGGUCAGGUAUACUUUUGAUCAUUGGUCCACCAUUAUCGAGAUCCCCACAAUAUACGUUCCUGAUAUCCCACAAAUAUUGAAAAAGAAUCACUAUGAUCGUUUUAUUUUCAAGAUACCAUUGAAUAGUUUAUUUAACAGCUUCAGAAUCAGCAACAACAACAACACUAGCAACAAUUCUGAGCCCAACACGAAAUCGUUCCAACUUUGCAUAAAAUACACCACGGACGACACGGAAUUCUGGGACAAUAAUGGCUUUAAAAACUAUGACAUACAUCUUACAAAAAUCGGGUCUAAAAAGGACUCACUGAAGCAGGUCCCUUCUGCAGCGGGUCCUCCACCUACCCAACAAUUGAAAGCACUUCAAACUCAUACCAAACAGCCUAGGUAUUCUUCUUCUUAUCUCAAGAGAAGGUCAUCAGAUUCGACAUUGGAAGUUAAAAACCAUCAUCAUGAGAAAGAAGAGGAAAGCAAACCAGAUGAUGAAGACAAAAACGUUAGCAAUGGAUCGGCAGGCACGACCAAUGUUACUUCGCUUAAUUCGCCAGAUGCAUACUUUAAUUCAGCAUCACCACAAGUAUCAUCACGCAUUUAUGGUACGAAUAAUUCGCCCUUUAAUUACAACUUUGCAUUUUCGAACAACUCAGCGUUAUCUAUUGACAAUAACAAUUAUCAAAUAUCACCUAUUAUCUCUCUCCAGACUGAUACCAAAAAGCCAAAUUUUGACGACAAGUUCAAAUUGAAUGCCGACGGUCCUCCUUCAGCUUUUGAUGAAGGUAGAAGACUUUCUCCGACAGAGGAGUUCAGUAAAUUAAAGGAUAAUAAGUCUGCUAGUGAGCCCCCAUCUCAUCAACCUGUGUCCAAGGUUAACAAUGCAUUGGAUGCUAAAUCAUAUAAAGAGCUAUUGGACACCUAUUGCUUUUUUUCUAAACCUGAUGAAAGUGUUGAUGAAAAUAAAAGUUCUAAGCCACCUUUGACCACCGUAUCAUCUAUUUUAGGGUAUCAGGGAUAA
Molecule: messenger RNA, 1989 nt
Organism: Dujonia railenensis
Lineage: Eukaryota; Fungi; Ascomycota; Pichiomycetes; Serinales; Debaryomycetaceae
Source: the annotation of a GenBank genome assembly